GGGAGUUUCAUAAAGUUGAAAUUUUGGUCGUUGUGAACUGGCGUUGUGUUGGAAGUUAUUGUUUCGAUGUUUGGAGUGUUUUUGUGUAAUACUUUAAUAUUACGUUAAACUGAAGAAUGCACAGAUAAGUAAUAUUUGUGAACUGGUUAAUAGAGAAGAAAAUAUAAAAACUUAAAGUUAAGCUACCAACGCAAAUGUACGUGAGUGAUAGUCUACGACUCGAACUUCGAAGUACGUUCGUUAGUUAGUCAUCCGAGCUUCUGGGACUUUCACUGGCCUUUGUACAAAUUUGUGACAUCACUACAAUAGAGUAGUUUUAUAACUAUUAUUUGUACUAUAUUAGCAGAGUUAAGCGUUUGCUGAAUGCUGGUUUACACGGUUUUCUCUGCUUCGAUAUAGUAAAGUCUAAAUUCCUAAUUUUAUUGACAUUGAAAUCCUACUAUAUAGUAUACUAUUACUGGCAUUGACAUUAGCAACACUGCGAAUCAGUGCGAUAGAUAGAAUUCCAGAAACAACAAACAUGGAAAGUGACAUCGAUCCUUUUACAAAGAAGCUUUUGGAAAGAACUCAAGCUCGCCGUGAGAACUUAAACAAAAAAAUUGCCCAAAUGUCGGAAGCAAAUUCAAGGAAACGACGUACACCAUUAACGGAAGAAAUUCCCUCUAGCCAGUUUUUGAAUAACGACGGAGCUGUCCCGCAAGAUGAGUCACCAAAAAGACAAUGUGUUGAUUCACCAAAAGAGAAGUUUGAAAACUACAGUAAGGAAACCCCUGCUAUUCAAGUUGAAGAUGUUGAGAAAGAGAAUGCACCACAGGAUGAGGGGAGUGAAGAAUUUGCAGUAAGUGACACAUUACAAGGAGUGCGGGGACUAGCAGCUUUGAGAAGAAAAAAAUUAGAAAGUGAAUGUAUGGAAGUGGAUUCCCAACCUUCCUCCGUAGUACCUGUACAAUUUGUAGCUGAGCAUGAGGUAGCUAUUCCUUCUGUCAGUUCUCAUCCUUCUGCCAGUAGUCGUAGUGCUCGUUUAGCUGCUCUUGCUAACCAGAUUAACAAUUGGGAGGAUGACGACUCCUACCAUUUCCCAUCAAAACGGUUUGGUGACAAUAUCACAACUUUUAUGAAGCCUGUUGAUGAAACUAAUGCUAAUAACACAACUAACUUUUCUUCUUCCAAAACUGUUACUAACAGUAAUUCUACUAAUAACACUAAACUUGUAACUGAAAAAUCCUGUAUGGCUAAAAAUGGGGCAACUUCAUCAACAACAUUGAUACCUAAUGUUAAUACCACUAACGCUUCUCUUGAUCAGAAUAACAAGUCUGCUUCCCUUCCUUGGAGUAAGACUUCACCCUCUAAAGCUGGUAAGGUCUCAGGUGGUGGACAGAACCCCAAUACUCAUUCUAGUGGGUUUGCCAUCUUUAACAGCAAAGCAGGUGUCCAGGAGGUAGGGAAAAGGAAGACUGUCCAAAAGCAUGAGCAGCAGGUGAGAAAAGUGGAAAUUUGGGAUCGUGCUGUUAUUUCAGCACUGGAAGCUCAAGGGUUUACAAAAUCUCCUUCUGCAUCCAAGAUCAACUAUAACUUUAAUAAAGAAAAUAAGGCAGUUAUCAAGGAGCAAACUAUUCAAGAAAACACUUCCAAGAUUCCAAAUAAUGAGAAGACUAUUGGAGAGAAACCACCUACUCCUUCUUUUAAAAGUUCUGCUUCUCUUGUUCUUUCCAAAAAUACCGAAGUUGAUUCUCAAAGGAGUGAGGAUGGUAAAUUAAAGUGUCCACCUAAACCACUACCGACUAGCUCCCAGCCAUCACAGGAGCCAAAGAAGAAUAUUGAUCCUUCAGAUCUUCCCCUGUCAGCACGAAGAGCAUUGUUUGAAAAGGCCAUGCGAGAUGGAAACAGUAAAGCUCAACAAGAGCUUAGCAAUCCAGAGACCCUCUCCGUGGCUGCAAGAGCUGCCUUGUUUGAUAAGAGUAUGUCAAAAGCUUCUCAGCCAGUCAAGAGUACUGUAACCAGUUCCAGACCAGCGACUUCAAUGACACAGAGUAAGCAAGUCAGUCAGCCAACACUACAGACGACGAAAGCUGUGUCAACCUCCGAAACAGCAACUAAACCUAAUUCUCCUGUGAAAUCGGUGUUGAGUACGAGUAGCACUAACAGUAACAAGUCCAGCUUAGUUGAAUCUCCAACCUCAAGUGCAAGUUCACUUGCUUCACCGGGUAAGAAUGUGGGGAUGAACACUAGACAGGUGCAAGAACAACUCUUGCAGAAAGCUCAGAAUGACUGGAGAGGAAAUGAAAUUUCUGCCAAAACCAAAGAAGAGAGAAGGCGAGAAAUGACUGCUCUAAUGAAUCGUUGGGAAAGGGCUUCCUCCUCCUCGACUUGUUCGGAGACUACAAACGUUGAUAAUCCUAAUAAGCUUACUGACACCAACAAACCCCAAUUUCUACCAAGUGAGUCAUCCGAUGUAGGGAAUGAUGUUCCAGAUGAUGUCUUUCAGGCAGAAGAUUUAAAUAGCUCAGAGAGUGAGGCCAGUGACAUAAUAAGCGAGCCUGAAAAUGUUCCUGGUCCUGCCACAAGUACGUGUCAUUUUCGUGAACCUGAAGAAAACACUUGUGAAAAAAUGAACCAAGAAGAAGAUGAUGAUGAUGAAGCAGACUUGACUGGAGAAGCUGCAGCUGUCUGUGCUGAAAUUGAUGAACUGUUAGAUGAGGCUCUGGAUGAAGAAGAUGAAAAGGAAAAAGAAGAAAAAGAAUUUGGAACUUUUGAUACAAAUGUGUCUGAGAAACAGGUCUCAGUCCAUCAAAAUGGGGAUUCUUCUUCCUAUACUCCCCAGCCACCCCCAAAAAAAACCUGUGCAGUCACCUGUACCAACUUCAGUCUAUGACAAUGGAAAUGAAGUUCCAUUGCUUCACACUAUCAGCUUCUACAGAAGACAGGCUAAACAGGAGAUAAAGACUACACCAAUUCGUAGUGUUGUAAGGAGGGAAGAGGUCUGUAGUCCUCCCACUCCUGAAAAGGCCGAU
Messenger RNA from Limulus polyphemus (Atlantic horseshoe crab), 3011 nucleotides. Its product is annotated as anillin-like. The transcript is spliced from 10 exons. The coding region runs from base 521 to 2872 and encodes 783 amino acids. The record is from RefSeq and is a predicted model, not a curated record. Lineage: Eukaryota; Metazoa; Arthropoda; Merostomata; Xiphosura; Limulidae.